GUGCAGAUCAGCAGGCUCCUCCACCGCUGGGGAACAGCCGCCUUUUGUGUUCCCCCCUACUGCAGUGGGGGAGUGCAUUUACCGUCACGCCCAAGGGGGGGAGAAGCCAAGAAGUAUCCUCCAAUCAGCCAUUAGUGAUUUCUCUCUUCUUGUGCGGCUGCUGAUGGUGAUUUCUCUCUGACCCGAGCUGAGCGCUGCACUGUGCUCACUUCACAAACCACCUGGAAUACUCAGCAUGGUCUUUAUUUCUUUUUCUCAAGCACAAAUGCUCUCCUGUGGAUAUUUCAGAAAAAGAAUGACCAGAGGAUAAAAGGAGGAUUAAAAUGGAUUUACUGAGUGCUACUUUCACAUUUCCCUGCCGCAGAAAGAAGAUGGACUAACUUUUGCAGGCGUAUUUCCCCAACAUGAGGACCUAAUCUUUUUACUCAAUGCUUAAAAAAGAAUAUAGGCUUUUGAUAAUAUUUUGUCAUUUCAUACCACGUUUUAUUCUGAAAGCAUGGGAGGAAGGGGAUGAGCAUUGCAGAAUAACCAUGUAGGAGUGAUACACAGGUAGAUAGAGGUGUAAAGUGGGCUGGAGGUGGAGGGGGAGAGAAGGGGGAUCAGCUGGUGCACACCUGCCUGCUGAGCACGUCUGACACCUCGCUGUAGCCAGAUUAGCGCCUGCUCUCCAGAGUUUGACUAUCAGUUGGUCUUUUCCCGAGUUCAGAUAGCUUUCCUGCAUGCUUGUGUGCAAAUAUAUACCCGUGAGUACAGUGUGUGUGUGUGAGUGUGUGAGAGUGUGAGUGUGGGGUUUGUGUCAGGAGCCAGAGUUUGGGAUUACACCGCCUCUGGAAAGGAUACAGGUGUAGCGGAGCCUUUGAAUGAGGAUUAGCAGCUCUAACACCUUGUCGCUGGCAGCAAACAGGGCGAUGGACCUUUUAGACAAGACCUAGAAAGCUACACAUGGGCUGGCAGUUCUCACUGUAGGGUUAGAGAUGAAGGUUUAACCGAGAUGAUAAUACUUGGAGUAAAGGGAGAAGUUGAGGAAGAACGUUGUACUGACAGUUUGUCAUCCUUUUAAUUCAGAUUUCCCUCGAGGGAUGCAGACACAGGUUCAUCUUUGAGAUAGUGUGAGUUCUGUAUCAAUAGGCUGAGCUGGACAAAGAAAAUUAAUGCAUUGACACAUGUGAGAAUGUGUCAGGGAGAUGUUAGAAAGUAUAUCCACAAUUUGAUUAAAAAAAAAAAACCAUGAAAUCAUUAAACAUUUUAAAGGCAAACAUUGAUGCCACUUGGGUUAAAAAUUCUUAAUUUCCCAAGAAUCCAGCAAGCACACAAUUUAAAUGAUCCAUGGGAUGGUUGGGUAUUGAUUUCACCACACAGUCAGGAUAGAGUCAUGUCUGAUCUCUGCUUGAGAGGUCACUAAUUUAAUUAUAAUCCGUCAUUUGCUCUCAGCCUUGAGCUGUCUGCUGAGUGCUGAGUCUGCUGCAGUUUAGAGAAUCAAUAGACUAAUACUUGUCACAAUAUCUGACAACACAGCGGAUAAACACAAUGCAAUCUAUGUAAUGUAGAAUUGUUGUAAUUUAUACUUUUGCUAUGUGUUUUUUUGCACGUCUAGAGUGACUUGAAGAGGUGGAGAAAAACAUGACUGCAGACAUUUACAGGAAAUUUGGCAGCUUUUGUGUGUAUAUCGUGCAGUUUUGAUGCAUGUGCUGGAGCUGUCCAAACAUACACCUUAUCUUAGCUGCACAGCAAGAGCUUAAAGAUCCUGGGUAAUAGUGUAGAAGGCAACACCUUGCACCAAAUCAGGACAUACCUUUGUAACAAUGCAUUGAUUUUUAAGUGGUGGACCUCAGCAGGGGGAAGCGAGUCCUGUCAGGAGGAAAAGUUAUCUCUGCAGACACACUCAGCAGCCAUCCUGGAAAGCAGAGUAAGUGGGAAGCUCGGUGUGGGAGUGAGGAAAGCACUGAGGCAAGUUCUUUGAAAGCAGCGUUGUUUGUAUCUACUUUGUUCAAAGAGUGUUGCUGAAAGAGAGACGUUUGGUAGGUUUUAGUGCUGCGAGGGGAAAAACUCAGGAACAGCGAGGGGGAGUUCUGAUUGAGUUCUGCUGGGGAAAAGAGCCUGCUCCAGUCUGCAGGUUUCAGCAUUCAAGCACAAACAAAGCGAGCUGCAACAAGAACGAUAACCUUUUUCAAUUUAAUGACAUGAGCACAAAACAACAGGACUCUUAAAAUCUGUUUUCUAUAUGAAAGAUUACAUCUGAACUGGAUGAUCUACAAGCACAUGAACUUAAACAAGCAACAUUUUUUUACCUGCAAUGGAGACAAAAAUCAACACAUCCUGCAGCUCUAAAACUAUCUCCAGAUUUACCAUUUCUCUGGAUUAUAACACCUAAAGUCGUGGACACGAAGAGGAGAACAGGGACACACCCAAACAAGCUGUGAGUCCAUGUCUUGCAUGGAUGUGCAACUCUGAGGUGGUGAAGUGUAGUGUACCACAGCCCCGUGAAUGAGGGUGGGGCUCUCCUCACACUGCCACAGACAAAGACCCUGAUAGAGAGAGUCCUGGUGUGAGAAGUGGUUAUCAGGGGCAGUUUUUUUUUUUGGACCUGCACAGUCCGGCGCCGAGUCAAAGUCACAAUGGGGUGCAACAUGUGCGUGGUUCAAAAGCCUGAGGAACAAUACAGGGUCAUGUUCCAGAAGGGUCACAUAAGCAACAUGUUGUGCUCUUUUGACGCUGAUGGUCGAGUAAAGGUGAAUGGGAAGGAGCUGUCCCGCCUUUCCAGGGAUCCCACCCUGGACAUACGGGACCCUGUGCUGUCCAACAUACUGCGGCGGGGGGCCCGUAGACGUGCAGGCCUAGCGGGAGCACCCGGAGCACCGGUGCCAGUGACCAUGGGCAUGGCCGACUGUGUCGACAGCUGCACCCAAACAGACAUCAGCUUCCAGCAUAUGUUGACUCUGGGCAAGAGCAGCCAGCAUCCCUGCGGAGCUCCACCCCCACCCGACCCUCCGCCGUCCCCGCCACUGCCACCGCUGCUGGAGCCAUAUCUCUUCAAUGAACUCUUCACAGAGCCGGUUUACUACGACCCCACUGACUACUUCGACAUCACUCAGCAUGAAGUGGACAGGCAGGAUGAGCUGGAGUAUGAGGAGGUGGAGCUGUACAAGUCUCGUCAGCAGGAUAAACUCGGUCUGACGGUGUGUUACAGAACCGAUGAUGAAGAGGACCUGGGGAUAUACGUAGGAGAGGUAAAUCCAAACAGUAUUGCUGCUAUAGAUGGACGAAUCCGCAAGGGAGACAGAAUACUACAGAUAAAUGGAGUGGACAUCCAGGACAGAGAGGAGGCGGUAGCUAUUCUCACCAGAGAGGACAGCACUAAUGUCUCUCUGCUCCUCGCACGACCCGAGAUAGAGAAUGACAACCAGCUGGACCAGGAAGAGCUGGAAGUGGAGUCACUGGACAAUGCUGCUCACCUUCCCAGCAGCCACAGAGUGAGGAACGGCAGCUAUGUCCUGGGUGCUGGCCCAGGCAGCGUCUCUGGUGUGCUGGGUAACCACGGCCGCUCACUGAGUAGGGACUCGCCUGAUUUGCUUCAGACGGUGCUGAGCAACAGCCAGGAGCUGGACAGCGGGGUCGGUCGCACAGAUGAAAGCACGCGCUACGAGGAGUCUUCAGAACAUGAUCUUUUGGGAGAUGACCACACCAGUGCCUCCAACACAAACGCCACUAAUACGCCCGGCAGCAUGCGCAAGUUUUUGUCCAGCCGAGGGGAAACUCCACCUUUGCUGCACUCUCAGAACCUCCAGUUCAGCACCGACUCCCUCUUAGGCCUGGACUGUGUUAAUGGAGGAGGGCUGGAACAGUUGGAACGUUUAGAGAGGGCCUACAUGGCCGACCCCAUGAGGAUGAUGAUGCCUGGGCUGACGGACGAGGAGUGCGAGAGGUACAAGGAGCUCCUCGAAAUCAAAUGUUACUAUGAGAAGCACAGUAAUGAUUUGAUGCUGCUUGGCGAUCAGGGGCAGGCACAAGACGAAGGAGGUGUCUCACUGGACGUGAAUAGGAAUGAGAGCCUGACGCAGCACGAGAUGGCCCUUCUGGAAGAGGAGCUGCGCCACUUGGAGUUCAAGUGUCGCAACAUCUUGAGGGCGCAGAAGAUGCAGCAGCUGAGGGAGCGCUGUCUGAAGGCUUGGCCUCUCGAGGACAUGAAUGGAGCGAGUUCAGGGGUUGGGGUAGGAGCUGGGCACCUUGAGAUCAAUGGUCCUUUAGCCAGUGAGGAGUCCUGUCACCACGCUCUGUCCGAUAUCAAUGAGUUACCUGAGAGGGAACGCUCAGACAAGGAUAGUACCAGUGCCUACAACACUGGAGGGGAGAGUUGCAGGAGCACCCCUCUGGUCAAUGACCUGUACCCUUCACACUCCACGCAGAGCCUGGAGAGAGGAGAGGUUCUUCUCCCAGCAUGCAUGCAGCUUCCAACCUCCACAAGGCAAAGAGAGCGGGGAACCAGGGCUGAAAGGGACGGGACACAAGCAAACCUUAACCAAACCUACUCUCCCCACCCUCACAGGAGAGGAACCGAGUCAAAGACAUUAAACGCAGGUCCUAAGGUAAGGUCCCUGUCCCGGGAUGCAGGAACAAGAAGAGGUUCAGACGGAGGGGCGAGACGCAACCAAAAGGCCAACGGCACAGCUGAGAGGAAUGGGGGAUACAGUGCUGAUAACAGCCCUUACCUGUCCCGCCGUGGGACUGAAACAAAGCCGCCUCAGCGCUACCUGAGCUGCAUGCAACUGAGGUCUGCCUCCACCUCCGAGCAGCUAGGUGGACUGCGAGAGGGCAGCAUGGAAAAUGGGGGCGACGCCAGCCCGAUGAGUUUGGGCAGCACAUGUAAAGAUGUUGCCCAGGCUCCAGACGCAGGACCCUUACCCAUGUCCCCCCCACUGAUGCCUGCCUCCCCUCGUAUGGAGUGGAAAGUGAAGAUCCGCAGCGACGGCUCACGCUACGUGGCCAAACGGCCAGUGAGGGAUCGCCUCCUGAAGGCCCGAGCCAUGAAAAUCAGAGAGGAACGCAGUGGAAUGACGACCGAUGACGAUGCCGUAAGUGAAAUGAAAAUGGGCCGUUACUGGAGCAAAGAGGAGCGCAAGCAGCAGCUGCAAAAGGCCAGAGAACAGCGGCGGCGCAGGGAGUUCAUGAUGCAGAGUCGUCUGGACUGUCUGAGAGACCGUGAGAGAGAGCAGGGCGGCAACGGUGCUGGACAGCCGGGGACUAGCAACCAACAGGAGCCAAACUCCAUCCUGGAGCUGUGCCACCGUAGGAGCAUGAAGAAACGCAGUCGCAGAAUCCUGGACAACUGGAUCACUAUACAGGAGCUACUUGCACAUGGCGCACGGUCUGUUGAUGGAAAGAAGGUCUACAAUCCGCUGCUGUCUGUCACCACAGUCUGAGAUAAAGGGGGGAAUGCCAAAUGCCAAAGUGUCUCUAUAGCUCGAGUACAAGCUGCUUUGGUACACACUGGCACAUAUUUGUCUGAAAGGAUGCAGGGGUAUAAAGUGUAUGGCAAUACAAAGUAGCAUAGGACAAACUAAAAUGUUCAUAUAAAAGGAAAGCUCCUGACUGAAAUUGUGUCCGGUAACAGUACUUAUCAUCCCAAACAGAUAAACAAUACACACAUUUACAUUAGUGUUGAAAUAAAGCUGCAAUUCAGACAUCUUUUCCAUGAAUUCUACACGGAAUACUUUUUAGCUACAGUUUCCUCUUAAGUUUGCCUGGUUGAAUGGACCUAAACCUGUCUGAAAAAUGCUUCCGAGCCUUUUUUUGUUUAAACUUUUCCUCUCACAUGUGAAGCAGCUUUUAUCUUGCACAGAAACCCCGCAACUAAUUUUCAGAUAUAGAACCUGGACGUCACCGUCACUGCACAAGACAAAAAAAAAAAAAAACCUGUUUGGGUUGGUACAAGCAGACUCUCAGACAUUAAAUGGAAUAAGAGCACAUAUUAGUAUUUUGGAAGCUGUUACAUAUUCAGAGAAGUCUUUUUACAGAUGCGUCACUACUUGAGAGAUGGCACCACCUGCUGUAAAGCCAUUAGGGUAGCGGCGCACACUACCCUAUUAGCUACAUUUUUAUUAAAGAAAGAAUAAAGGAAAAUCAAAAGUCAAGACCCAUGCAGCUGUGAAAUAAAAAAAAAAAAAGAAUCACGUCUGUGCCAUAAGAGUCCACAAAGGACGUUUGCCUAAGGACAUUUUCAAAAGAACAUUGUGUGCAAGUUUAUGUAGUUAUGACAUUUUCUCAUUCGUGCUGUGUAUAUGUAAAAAUGCUCCUUUUUUGAAGAAGGAAAUGCAGCUACAAAAUUUUCAGACACACAUGCUUUUUGUAAUAAGUAGCUGAUCUGUGCCUUCCAUCCAGGCAGAUGUGGCUGUGUAGAGCGAUACAAGAAAGGAAGAAGUACCAUUUUACUGAAGCACAGAACUGACAGCUUGCUGCUUUUUAAAAAAAGAAAUAAGCACAUUGUGUCAUUAAAAGCACAACAAUGUUGAUAUUUUAAUCAA
Labrus mixtus (cuckoo wrasse) is the source of this 6518-nucleotide messenger RNA. Its product is annotated as PDZ domain-containing protein 4-like. The transcript has 8 exons. Bases 2616 to 5417 code for a protein of 933 amino acids. Lineage: Eukaryota; Metazoa; Chordata; Actinopteri; Labriformes; Labridae. The record is from RefSeq and is a predicted model, not a curated record. Gene Ontology annotation, molecular function: protein binding.